CCACUUGUUCUCUAAUGUCUAGAUUUGAGUAGAGAUAAGAGAGAAAGGCAUGAAGGAGCCAAAAUCUGCAGGCCCGGAACUAGUAAUCAAACCAGACAAAGCAAAUGGCAGCCACAAGAUUGAAUAUGCCACCGAGCGACCAGGAUGUGGAGCGUCUCAAGAUGACAAGGGGGGACCUGGCAAGGGGAGGCAAGAGCAAUGGGAAGCCCAGUGGCAGCAGUUCCUGAAGACCCUGGAGUCCCUUCACCCAGAAGGGGGCAGCCCCCCAGAGACGCCUGAGUCUGCCCCCUGGGAAGACGCCAAGGCCUUCCUGGCCUCCUUUGAGCAAGUGGCCAAAGCCUGCCGCUGGCCCAGAGGAGAGUGGGCAGCCCGGCUCCUGCCUGCGCUGAGUGGGGAAGCAGACGAGGCCUUCCGGAGCCUGGAAGCCAGGGACAGAGAGGAUUAUGGGAAGGUGAAGGCAGCCAUCUUGCGAGGGGCUGCCCUGAGGACGGAGGCUGAGCGCCAACACUUCCGGCACUUCUGCUGCCAACAGGUGGAAGACCCCCGGAGGAUCCACCUGCAGCUGCAGGAUCUCUGCCACCGAUGGCUGAAGCCGGAGAGACGCAGCAAGGAGCAGAUCCUGGAGCUGCUAGUCCUGGAGCAAUUCCUGGCCAGCCUCCCGCCAGAGCUGCAGAACUGGAUCAGAGCAGGAGGACCAGAGUCAUGUUCGCAGGCGGUGGCCCUGGCAGAGGAGUUCCUGAUGGCCAGCCAGCAAGACUUGGCUGAGGCUGAAGAGUGGCAGGUGAGGGGACCGAUGGCUCUCAAGGAAACAGGAGUCCCGUUGCAGAUCGUCAAGCUGAGCGUGACACAGCCAGGCCCACAGACCCUGGUCUGGGAAGUUCUGAAGCAGCAGGAGGAGGAGGAGGGCAACAGAGAUUUUCUGGGUAAGGAGCUCUCUCCCUCAGGUCCUGGAAAUCCAGUAAACCUUACCUGAUCCGUUUUUGCCUUUUGUAGAAUUGAGAAGAGCUGGAAGACAGGCAGAGGGAGCCUCUAAAAAGCUGCAGCACAAAUAUCUGAAAAGAAGAGAACUUAUUGUUGCUCAGAAGGCAUUAGAAAAAUGGACCAGAUGGACUGUAGCUGAACGGCCUCUUUCCCUUGGGUUCUUCCCUCCUCUC
Messenger RNA from Zootoca vivipara (common lizard), 1154 nucleotides. NCBI's taxonomy places the organism in Eukaryota, Metazoa, Chordata, Lepidosauria, Squamata, Lacertidae. The record is from RefSeq and is a predicted model, not a curated record.